Cercopithifilaria johnstoni is the source of this 486-nucleotide messenger RNA. Lineage: Eukaryota; Metazoa; Nematoda; Chromadorea; Rhabditida; Onchocercidae. The record is from the annotation of a GenBank genome assembly.
AUGCUUGCUGUUGUUUUGCAUGUUAUUGUCACGCUAGAGGCUUUGAAGAGUGACCGUACCCAGUCGAUGGAUACACUAAGAAAAUAUGUUUGCAAAUUGACAGUUAUUGUGGAAGCUCGUUCGAAUAUAUGUAGCAUACUGUUAGGAAACCAAAAUUCUGGAAUUAAUGUAAGAAACCCAAAUUCUGGAAUUGAUGCUAUUGCCUGUGGUGUUGAUAAUGUACCAAACAAAGAAGCAGGUAAUAAGAUGGAUCGACGUUAUUCGGAAUUAAUUACUUUGGUGAGCGAUUUAUUUUGCAAAAUAGUCACAGCUGUGAUGCACUGCUUAGUCUUACAGAUUUUAUUUAAUUUUCUGAACGGUUUCAUGACUCUUGUUAUGGAGAAUGCUUGUUUAAGAUCGGGAAAAUUCUCGUACUUGUCGGCACUUGGCAUAGUAUACACACGUUGUCCUUUCAUAACGCUGGAUGGAUUUAAUGACGGAAAUUGA